This is a messenger RNA of Odobenus rosmarus divergens (Pacific walrus), 1656 nucleotides long. RefSeq lists its product as uncharacterized. The record is from RefSeq and is a predicted model, not a curated record. Bases 1 to 1656 code for a protein of 551 amino acids. Gene Ontology annotation, molecular function: structural constituent of chromatin; DNA binding; protein heterodimerization activity. The transcript is spliced from 6 exons. Gene Ontology annotation, biological process: nucleosome assembly. Gene Ontology annotation, cellular component: nucleosome. NCBI's taxonomy places the organism in Eukaryota, Metazoa, Chordata, Mammalia, Carnivora, Odobenidae.
AUGGCUGAGGACUGCCAGCUGACUGCACUCUCAGCAGCUGAAGCAGAGUCUGUCUUUGAGGAGAGUUCUGGUUGGAACAUCUUCAUGUCUAUGAUAGCCUCAUUAUCAAAUGAUACUCUGGCUACCCAGGCAACCAUAUGGAGGUUGCCCGAGACGUCAGGAAAUGCAGCGAACGUAAAUGGGCCAGUGCCCCUCAGCCGCCGCCAUUGUCCUUCCUUUCGAGCUGUUGGGAAGAUAUGGAGGUUUCCCGUGACGUCAGGAAAUGCAGCGACUUUAAAUGGGCCAGUGCCCCUCAGCCGCCACCAUUGUCCUUCCUUUCGAGCUGUCGGGAAAGCGAGGCCCACAUGGCUGAGCCUGGCUGUGAGACCUCUUCUUAGGAAAGCCUGGGCACAGACGGAGGAUCCCACGGGAGCCGACCUGAAGAGCCCGAAGCAGAAGCAGCCAACGCGCCAGUGCUGCUGCCGCUGCUGCCACCACCGCCCUCUCACCAACACUGCCCCCCACCCCCGCUACAGUUUCACCACCUACUUCCCCAGGGUUCUGAGGCAUGUUCACAAGGGCCUGAGCCCCUCGCAGAAGACCGUGAGCGUCAUGGAUUCAUUCGUCAAGGACAUCUUCGAGCACAUCGCCGACGAGGCCUCUCGCCUGGCCCGCUCCACCAACCACUCCACCAUCACCUCCAGGGAGAUCCAGACAGCCGUGCGCCUGCUGCUGCCCGGGGAGAUUGGCAAGCACGCCGUGUCCGAGGCCACCAAGGCCAUCAUCAGGUACACCUUCUGCCAGCACAGGAAGGCUAUUAUUGGUUCAGCCCUGGUCACCCCACCACCCUUUGGGCCAAUGGCCGUGAAUCCUGAGCUGCCAGUUGCUUAUUGGCUGCUGCCAGCGGAGGCUGGGAGCACAGAUUCUCUCAUUGGAGCGCACAGCUGUCUGGAUAUCCCUGGUGGUGAUGGUGGAGCGCUUGGUGAAGCGGGCCAGGCGAGAGGCCUCCUCGGCGAUGCGCUCGAAGAUGUCCUUGACGAACGAAUCCAUGACGCUCACGGCCUCCUGCGAGAGGCUCAGGCCCUCGUGAACAUGCUUCAGAACCCUGGCGAAGUAGGUGGCGAAACUGUUGGGGCAGCGGCGGCAGCGGCGGCAGACAAGGUGGUGGCAGCCGCGGCCAUGGCCACGACAGCAGCCUCCGCGCCUGGGCUGCUUCUGCUUCAGGCUCAUCGGGUCCGCUGCUGUGAGCUCCUCGGUGCUGAGGCUUUCCUCAGAAGAGGUCUCACAGCCAGCCUCGGCACCGAGGAGCCCACGGCAGCAGACCCAAAGAGCCCGAAGCAGAAGCAGCUGAGUGGCGGAGGCCGCCGCCAUGCCUGCCGCCGCCGCUGCCGCCGCUGCCCCGACAGUUUUGCCACCUACUUCCCCAGUGUUCUGAGGCAUGUUCACUUGGGCCUGAGCCUCUCGUGGGAGGCCAUGAGCAUCAUGGAUUCCUUCGUCAAGGACAUGUUCGAACACAUCGCCGAGGAGGCCUCUCGCUUGGCCCGCUCCACCAAGCGCCCCACCAUCACCACCAGGGAUAUCCAGACAGCCGUGCGCCUGCUGCUGCCCGGGGAGAUUGGCAAGCACGCUGUGUCUGAGGCCACCAAGGCCGUCAUCAUGUUCAACAGACGCGAAUGA